GUUGGUGCCUUGGAACAGGCAAUGCUGGACGCUUUAGUGAUGGACCGUGUAGAUUUUGUGAAGCUGUUAAUAGAGCACGGAGUGAACAUGCACCGUUUUCUUACCAUAUCCCGUUUGGAAGAACUCUACAAUACAAAACAAGGACCAUCAAAUCUACUUUUGCAUCACCUGGUUGGAGAUGUGAAACAGAAUGCCCUUUCCUUGGAUUACAAGAUAUCACUGAUCGAUAUUGGGCUGGUGAUAGAGUACCUCCUUGGUGGAGCUUAUCGGAGCAGCUACACAAGGAAGCAUUUCCGAAGUCUCUACAAUGACCUCUACAGAAAACACAAGAGCCUGUCUCAUUCCCUUCAUCAGAAUCAUCAGACAAGUAGCAGAAUGGGAUCUGCUGAAAGUACUUUGCAUUCUCAGUUCUUCAGAACAGCACAGCCUUACAAAUGCAAGGAAAGAUCCACUGCUUUCCAUAAGAGUAAGAAGAAAUCAAAAGAGGAUAUAAACUUUGCAGAGAACUAUGAGUCAUCUGGCUUUAUCUACCCCUAUAAUGACCUCCUGGUUUGGGCAGUAUUAAUGAAAAGGCAGAAGAUGGCAAUGUUCUUCUGGCAGCAUGGAGAGGAAGCCAUGGUCAAAGCCGUUGUGGCUUGUAAACUCUACAGGGCGAUGGCACAUGAAGCUAAACAGAGCAACAUGGUGGAUGACACUUCAGAAGAACUCAAGAAGUACUCAAAGGAAUUUGGGCAGCUUGCCUUGGAAGUGCUGGAGAAAGCAUUCAAACAGAAUGAGCAGAUGGCCAUGAAGUUGCUGACUUAUGAACUGAAAAACUGGAGCAACUCAACGUGCUUAAAACUAGCAGUAUCUGUGGGGCUGCGGCCUUUCGUAUCCCAUACUUGCACACAGAUGCUGCUCACUGAUAUGUGGAUGGGACGCCUGAAGAUGCGGAAGAACUCUUGGUUUAAGGUCAUUAUGAGUAUUCUUCUGCCUCCCACCAUCUUGAUGCUGGAGUUUAAAAGCAAGGCAGAAAUGUCUCAUGUGCCUCAGUCCCAAGACUUCCACCAGUUCACGUGGUAUCAUGGGGAUCAGAGCCCAACCAGCUCUAAAGAUGCCUUGUCUCUGAAGGAUUGUGAUGUGGAGAAGGUUGCUCGGAAGUCUGAUGGAAGCCAAGUAGAUGGUGGACAAGGAAACCUGCCUGGCACUAGAAAAAUCUAUGAGUUCUACAACGCACCAAUUGUCAAGUUCUGGUUUCACACGAUGGCAUACAUGGCGUUUCUUAUGCUCUUCACUUACACUGUGUUGGUGAAGAUGGAACCAAAACCGAGUGUGCAAGAGUGGCUUGUUAUCAUUUAUAUUUUCAGCACUGCUAUUGAAAAAGUCAGGGAGGUAUUUAUCUCAGAACCUGGAAAAUUCCGCCAAAAAGUGAAGGUGUGGAUUUAUGAAUACUGGAAUUUUACUGAUUCUAUAGCUAUCAUCCUGUUUAUGAUUGGUUUUGGCUUGCGCUGGUCCGACCCCCCUGUUCAUACUGCAGGGAGGCUACUUUACUGCUUGGAUAUAAUAUUUUGGUACGCUCGGCUCCUUGAUCUUUUUGCUGUGAAUCAGCAUGCUGGUCCAUACCUGACAAUGAUUGGGAAAAUGACAGCAAACAUGUUCUAUAUUGUGGUCAUGAUGGCCAUAGUCCUACUGAGUUUUGGAGUGUCACGAAAGGCAAUCCUUUCACCAGAGGAGCCUCCUUCUUGGACUCUGGCACGAGAUAUUGUAUUUCAGCCCUACUGGAUGAUGUUUGGUGAGGUCUAUGCUGGAGAAAUAGAUGUCUGCGAAACCAAUGAAGACUGUCCUCCUGGCUCGUUCCUCACACCGUUCCUCCAAGCUGUCUACCUCUUUGUGCAGUACAUCAUCAUGGUCAACUUGCUUAUUGCUUUCUUCAAUAAUGUUUACUAUGAUUUGAAAUCCAUAUCGAACAAGCUCUGGAAGUACAACCGGUAUCGCUACAUUAUGACCUACCAUGAAAAGCCAUGGCUUCCUCCACCUUUCAUCCUCCUGAGCCACUUUGGACUUCUGAUGAACCGCAUCUUCUGCCAUCGGCCCCCAAAUGAGCUGGAUCAAGAGGAAGGCGAUGUUGGCCUAAAGCUGUACCUGAGUGAUGAGGAGUUAAAGAAGCUCCAUGACUUCGAGGAACAAUGUGUGGAAAAAUAUUUUCAUGAGAAGAACGAAAGCCUGAGUUCUAGUGACAGUGAAAGGAUCCGUCUGACCACAGAGAGGGUAGAGGAGAUGUUUCUGCAGCUUAAAGAAGUACAUGAGAAGGUAUUUUAUAUCAAGGAGUCUUUACUCUCCUUGGACAGCCAGCUAGGACAUUUGCAAGACCUGUCUGCCUUGACAGUGGACAUCCUAAAAGUGCUCUCAGCUGUGGACACCUUGCAGGUGGAAGAAGCCUUACUGGCUGACACAAAACAUCAGACCUGUAGGAAGCUGCCCCACAGCUGGAGCAAUGCACUUUAUUCCAAGACCUUGAGCAGCCUGGAAUGUUUGUAUGACAAGAAGUACCACUACUACAGCAUGCCACCCUCCCUCUUACGGAGCUUGGUACGGAGUCAGUGGCCAUCAGAGUGCAAAGACCACAUAUUGAAGACUGAGAGCAACAAGGUCGUAGAAGAUAGUUCUCAAAAGAUAGAAAUAGAAAGUGACACACUUACUUCAGGAGUAUCUUCAGAGACUAAGUCAACCCCUAGAUAUGGACAAUUUUUGCUGGUGCCCCCUGACCAUCAGAGAGGGUCUUUCUCUGAGGAUGGCACCUUAAAUUUGUCCUUUUUGAGCAGUCCUGCCAAGUACAGGGAUGAUUCAUUCAAAGAUGAACUGCAAAGUAGCAUUGUGGUACAGCAAAACUUACAGAGUGUCAGCCUCAUUGGAAAAGAGCCAGAAGGUUAUCAGUGGAGCCAGAGAGACUUUGUUAUUCACUUGCCAUCAGAAAAGACUGAUGCUGUAGAGGCUGAUCAUCCUCUGGAUCUCUCGUCUUCGCUGGGUGUUGAAGAGAGGGCUGCACCCCCUUGUGAUGACAGGGAAGAAGCUGAAGGUGGCUAUGUGAACUGGGGAUUCUCUGAAGGUGAUGAAAAAGGAGUUUUCAGUUCAGGGAAGAAAGAAAAGAAGAGAAAAUCUGGGAGAGGAAAGAAGAAUCAAAAACCCCUUCAGGUGCCGGUGAUUAGAGUGGAUGAUUGUCCCCAGAACACCCAAGUGAGCUCAGAGCCCGCAGAGAUCAAUGUCUGGAAUGAGCAAGAGAAACACAGCAAGAACUGGCUCACGGUGUCUAAUUUCAGUCAGCAAAGUUUGGAACGUCUCAGUUACAUGCACCAGAAAAUGAAAACUCAAGACAUCAGUAGGCACACCAUACCAUUCAGUGAUUACCUGAAGCAUUCUCAAGAGGAUUUGAGUAAUAGCAUAUUUGGAACCACCAAGAAAAGUAAUCUGAACAGGAACUCCUUGUUGAGAACUUCAGAGAAAACUGAGAAAAUCUUUGCCUGCUUGAAAACAUCUCAAGAUCUGCAUCAUCACUACUCAGCUGUUGAAAGGAACAACUUAAUGAGACUUGCUCAGACCAUACCAUUUACACCAGUCCAGCUCCUUGCUGGAGAGGAAGUGACAGUUUAUCGUUUAGAAGAAAGUUCACCGAUGAACCUUGAUAAAAGCAUGUCUUCCUGGUCCCAGCGUGGUAUGGCUGCAAUGAUCCAAGUCUUGUCGCAGGAGGAGAUGGAUGGUGGUCUGCGGAGGGCCAUGAAGGUCAUUUGUACUUGGUCUGAGAAUGACGUAUUAAAGUUGGGACAAGUAUUUAUUGUGAAGUCUUUUCUACCAGAGGUGGUUCAGACUUGGCAAAAGAUCUUUCAUGACGGCACGGUGCUUCAUCUCUGCCUGAGGGAGAUCCAACAGCAAAGGGCUGCCCAGAAGUUAAUCUAUACCUUCAAUCAAGUGAAGCCUCAUACUAUUCCCUAUACUCCAAGGUUCCUGGAAGUUUUCCUCAUCUACUGCCAUUCAGCAAACCAGUGGCUGACCAUUGAGAAGUACAUGACUGGUGAGUUUCGGAAAUACAACAACAACAAUGGAGACGAGAUUACUCCCAGCAGCUUGCUGGAAGAGCUGAUGCUGGCCUUCUCUCACUGGACCUACGUGUACACCCGUGGGGAGCUCCUUGUCCUGGAUUUGCAAGGUGUUGGGGAAAACCUUACAGAUCCAUCUGUGAUUAAACCUGAAGACAAAAAAUCUGGAAAGAUGGUAUUUGGACCAGCAAACCUAGGAGAAGGUGCAAUAAGAAACUUCAUCACAAAGCAUCGUUGUAACUCUUGCUGCAGGAGACUGAAACUCCCUGAUUUGAGAAGAAGUGACUGCACACUGGAAAGGGUCAGUCCAGCCUUCGAAACAGAAAUGGAGACAAGCACCAGAGGAGCUGACGAUGCAGACGAGCCUUUGGAGUAUGACACGCGGCUGUGA
Messenger RNA from Eurypyga helias (sunbittern), 4461 nucleotides. RefSeq names its product transient receptor potential cation channel, subfamily M, member 6 (gene TRPM6). The transcript has 28 exons. The record is from RefSeq and is a predicted model, not a curated record. The annotation marks the transcript as partial. Gene Ontology annotation, biological process: protein tetramerization; protein phosphorylation; monoatomic cation transmembrane transport. Gene Ontology annotation, molecular function: ATP binding; protein serine/threonine kinase activity; monoatomic cation channel activity. Gene Ontology annotation, cellular component: apical plasma membrane. Lineage: Eukaryota; Metazoa; Chordata; Aves; Eurypygiformes; Eurypygidae.